AAAAUCCAAUAUGGUGGACGUAUUUAAGGUUAAUUUGUAGAAAACAUUUUAAAAAUACGCUUAAAAAUUGUUCAAACCUAUACGAACGUUGGCAAAAAGAUGGACAGCAAUAUUCGGAAACUCGUUCACGCAGCGUCGCAAGAUAAUAACGAGUCUGCGUUGUUUGAGGCUUACAAGAAAUUGAAGAAGGAAAGGCAAUCAUCUGAUGACAAAAUCGAUGCAGUUUCAUCGGAUCUUUUCGUCUUGUGCGCCGAAGCAGCGCAAAAGCAUGGUCAAUUUGAUGUCAUGGAUGACUGUAUAAAAAUGUUUUUUCACAAGACUCCUCCCUCAAAUCAGUUUUUAUGUCGAGCCUAUUUGUGUCAAGCUCAGCUCAAUGCUCCAACUUCCUCUAAGAAUCCAGAGCAACUUGACAAAGCAGUGGAAUUCUUAUUGAAGGCAAUUAACUUUGCCAAAAAGAAUGUCAGGUACUACUUCUUGGUGUACAAUGCUUCAGUGCUGUAUUGGCAGUUUUGUCGUCCUUUCCUUAAGCCCAACUAUCGUCAAUAUUUAGCCAAAAGUCUGCAUCAGGUCGUGAAAGCUCUGGAUGAUAUUGAUGACAAAGAUUAUGGCUGGAGAGCUCAGCUAAUGAUUGCGCUUAUUGAAUGCCAUGUGGAUGCUGGUCGCAAGGAAGAUGCUACUCAAAUCAGUAUUGCCACCUUGGCUUUCACCAAAAGUAACGUUCCUUCAUUAUACACAACUGUUCUAGGACUGCAGGUUCGUCAUCGACUGAUUGAUUUGUCAAAAGCAUCAAAAGAAGCAAGAGCUUCCAAUGAGUUGUACAUGUUCUACAAGAUCCAAAGACUGAGAACCUUGAUUGAAGCAGAUGAAAAAGUUGACAUAGAACAAGAACUGAACAAAGUCUACAAAUCAAUAGUCAAGGGGGUGGAUGCCACAGAUCGAGCUAGUACAGCCAUGUCCACCAGUACUCCAACCAGCAAGGCCAGCUCUCCUUAUGUUGUUGGUAGUAAUGACAGGAUACCACUACUUAUUGAGUUGGCUAGACUCUGCUUGGAGCAUGACAGACACGAUUUAGCUUCAGAGUGUCUUGAAAAUCUUAAAGGAGGUGUUAAGACUUCUGAGACAUUGCUGGAAACUGAGUUCAUGAAGUGUGAGUUAAUGGUUCAGUCCCUUGGAGAAAAGAAAGAAAAUUACAGCAAAUCGGUGGUGGAGAGACGUAUUCAAGCAAUCAGAAAACUUGAGCAGUGUAUGAUGACAGCUGUUAGAACUGGAAAUCCAAAUAUCAUACAGACAGGAUGUGUGACAAUGUGGAAUCUUACCCUGCCUCUUCUACAGUCAAAUUUGCGACAGCACGUGAGAAAGCCUCUUACCCUUGCUGCACAAGCAUUGGAAGACAUUGACAGUCUGUUGGUUCUGUUACGAUGCCAGAUGCACACAGAACUAGCUAAAUGUGAAGAGGCUGAAGACCAACUGGAGUAUGCUGUUACGCAUCUUAGAAAGGCACUAGAACUGGAUGACUCGGGACAGUAUGGUGAUAGACUACGCACUGCCCUGACAAGGCUUCAGCUAAGGGCUACUCUUUACAAAACUCCAGAAAGGCCUGAAGAUUUGGCUGCUAUGAUUAUAGAACAGGCAAGGGCUAGUGAUGACUCCAGCACAGUACGUAUGAAGAGAGCUUCUUUGGUGAAGGCAGGAGAGGCGUUGUCACCAGAUGCCUUCAUGCAUGUGCUUGACGGUGAAAGUAAUACAAAGGACCCAUCUACUGGUAAGGGUCCACCUACUGCAUUAGGAAGACUGGCUGGAAGAGCCAAGCAGUUUGAGAAAGGAGUCAGUAAGGCUGUUGGUCAUCUGAAGAGGCUGGGAGACGAAAGCGAUCAAGAAAGAGUUCGUAUUUGGGCAGAUUUAGCCAAGACUGCGCGUAAACAACAGGUCUGGGAUGUUGCCCGCGUGGCUGCUAGAUUCUGCCUUCUUUACGAUGACAAUCGUUGGUCAAAGAAACAAUCCGGGAGCACCUCAGAGAAAAAUGGUGAUGGUAACACUGAGAGAGAUGAUCCAACAGUGAGCAAGUCGCCAUUACAAGGCGAAGUUGGCGGCAGACUUGAUUCAACAGGGAUGAAACUGUUGUAUCCCAAGGGUAUGACCGCUUUUACUGUGGAACAGGAUUUGUUGAGGACACUGGCUGAAGUUCGUUUUAUUUUUGCUGAGGCUUUGGUACAGUUACUAAGAACAGAAGGAGUCCAACUGGGUGACAAACCCGUGCCACCUGAGGAUACCAUCAAGCUGCGCCCCAAGCGAUACGGUGAUCAGCUCGUCAACUUUGAUGAUAUGCCAGAAUGGGUCUCCUAUUGCGACUGGAUUUCGUCUUUGUCAAAUGAGGUGAUUUACAGUUUCCAGCGAGCUGCUGAAAUCGGCGUAGAGCUGAAAGAGUCAUGGCUUGUUUGCAAUUCAGCUGUGUAUUUGUGGAAUUAUACAACCCACAUGCUGUCACAAGGUAGACACAAGGAAGUCAUUCCCAUAUUCUCGCCUGUGUUGGAAGCAAUGAAGCUUACUGGACAUGCAGGUGAAACUACAUUACUGUGCCAAAUUUGUAAUGCCAUUGCUCAAGGUUACAUGCAGCCGUGGAUCCCAGCCCUUCCUCCUCCUCCUCCUCCUCCUGCAGCAGCCACACCCAGUAAAGACAAGAGUGAGAAGACUGAAAAAGUAAAGGGACGGCAGAGUGGCAAAGGGGCUAGGGGAGGGCAAUCAAAAGGUUCACUACAGACUGUUACAGUCGAUCCUGAAGCUACGCCCGAUCUGAAACAAGCAUUAGAUGUGUUGGAGUAUGCAUUAAACAUAAGUAAUGGUCAAGAGCCAAAGAACCUGGUACCGAUUGGUGCUCGCCAUCCCUUAAUCACUUCCUGGGUGUUCUGUAAGCAGAUGUUGAAUCAACAGAUGGCAAAGAAUCUUGGUCAUGAUGAUGAGAAUCUCCAUAGCCAAGGCCCGAUGUGCCGUGCUCUGUGUGCAGUUGAGAUGUUGUCUCUACAGAACAAUGGCUUGCCAGAAUUCACUGGUACAUGUCCGACUCUUGCCGAGACUGUGAAAAUGGUGGACGGCUGCCAGUGGAGUGACGGUCUAGUGGAGUUACAGAUGUGCAGCAGGCUUUCAGUGUUGGCUUUCAAUGCUGAGAAUCAUUCACUAGUCCUUCACUGUGGACAGAGGGCCGUCCAAUUUGCCGACAGUGAUAAAUGCUUAGCCAAACGACAACCCAAGAAACCAGACAGCAUAUUUCAACACAAAGUUGUGGUAGAGCAGGAGAUGUUGUAUUACGCUAGCGUUGUGAUGGGACAAAGCCUCAUGAAAAACAUGCAGGGGAAGAAUGAGAUAAGGAGAGACGCACUGGUCUGCUUUGUGAAUGCAUGCAGGUUUGGGCAAGAAGCCGGGAACUAUGACUUAGUUAUUGCUGCUGCCCGUCAUUACUGGAAUGCUAUUAAGCCAUUCAUUGUGGAACCCAUUGAACGAGAGCUACUCAGAGAGCCCAUGGAAGCUGUGUUGGAGUGUAUCGCUGCAGUUGCUGCUAAUGAAGUAGGCAAAGAGGAAGACGAUGAAGAUGAAGAAACAGAAUCAUCAUCUCCAGAAAAGAAGCCCUCGAAGAAACCCGUCAGUAGCAAGAACGAGAAGGGGAAGAAAACUAAAGAUAAAACUGCAGGAGAUAAAAAGAAGGAAAAGGAAAAAGAAAAGGAUAAAGGCAAAGCUGGAGAUAAAUCUGGAGGCAAAGGAGUUAAGACCGACAAAGAAGAUUCAAAAGAAAGCAAGUUGGGUGCAGAACAGGAGGAAAAACCUGCAGCAAUGCCAAGUGCUUAUGAUGAGGAUCUGAUGCUACGUGCUGCCAUGUAUGGAGUGUUAUUCCAGGCUUACGCUGACAAGGGUGAGUGGGAACAGGGACUACGAGCCAUGGAUCAAGCUGUCAAGGACAUGCCGAGAACUUCUCACAGACUGUUGAUCUUUAAACAUCGGGUCAUCACAAAAGCCAAGCUUGGACGAAAUGUUGUAUUUGAUAUGGGAAAAUUCAGGAAUGAAAAAGAAGAUGUAAUUGCAGCCAUGUGGCGACAUGUGGCCCUGAAUUCCAAGGCUCCAGAGGAUCAACUGUCUGCCUAUCAAAAUGCUAUUGAAGCUCUUGAGAAUCCAGAGAGUGACUGGCAGAAGGUAGAAUACUUAAUGGAGUUUGGAGAAUGGCUAUUUGUCAAUGAGUAUCCGGUAGAGGAUGCUUUGGAUCAGGUAGGUGAACUGUUCUUUCCCUUUCCCUGUUCAUUUUUGCCAACGUUUCUUUCGUAUUUUUCUCGUUUUCUUUUUCAGUUCCUUUGGGCGUCUGAUAUUCUGCUGAACAAAACCUCAAAUAUAGAAAGCAAGCAAGAUGAUCACAAUGAUGUUAGGAGUGAAAGCGGAAGCGAGGUAGAUGCGUCUAAAUUUGUACCAGGGGAACACCGCACGGUGAUAGGUGUGCGCCCAUCAGACGUGACCGUGAAGGUACAAGACAUCACCGAUAUCAGACAGCUGGAGACGUUGAUGCGUGUUCAUGUUAUGCUGGCCCAGGUCGCAGGACACUCGUCACCACACUCGAGGGACUAUGUACUGCUAGCUUACGCCUUCCUCUACAGGAUAUGGCAGGUCUCAAUCUCUUCAGCUGAGCGAAUACAAAAGGAAGGAGGAAAACCAGGGGAGAUAGCUCCCUCUAAAAAGGGAAAAGAAAAAAGCAAGGAAGUUAAAGAGUCUCAAACAAAAGUGGAUAAAUCGACAGUGAAGACGUUAUUUCCGAGCACAAUGGAAGGUUGGGCUACUUUUGAACUAUCCGAAAAGCUUCAAGAAUAUUUCAAGUGUGACAUCACUGGGACAAUGAUUAACAAAGCAACCUUCUUGAAGCCGAUGCUGAGUCUGUACCAUAUGCAAGCGUUGUUCCGUGAUCUGCGUGACCUGGGUUAUCACCAGUUGGCGCUGCCUGUUGUCGCCAUGCAACAGCUGAUAGCGGACCUGGUGUUUGACAACAGUCAGUUGAAGAAACUUGUUCAUCUGAGAGCCUUGGAGUUGUGUCAGGAGCUGAACUUGCCCUCGGGUGUGGCCUAUCACGAGAGGUGCGCUGGCCACAUGUUAUUGACAGAGCAAGAGCAAGCUAAAUCACGAGAGGAAAUCGAGAUGUGGAAAGAAAAACAGCGCCAGGUGAAAGCCGAAGAAGAAAAAUCCAAAAACAACAAAAGUGUGGUGUCUGACGCCAGGAUAUUAAAUCUGGCAGUCAGACCUCAAGCACCCGGCGCAGCAGAUAUUGUUGAGGAGGAUUCAUGGAACAAACAUAAAUGGGUGAUAAGUGACGUGUGCUAUCGGGAAUUAUGGACUGAGCAGGCUGAAAUACUUAUCCGGCAGGGCCAGUUUCUGCCGGCUCGACAGCUAUUAAGCGAGGCAAAUCUAUCAGCAAGGGCGUUUGACGACAAGCGAACUCUUGCCAACAUUCUGGUGCACUUAUCGGUCAUGGCUUUAGCAGAGUCAAACUGGGGACAAGCUACUUCACUGUUACUUGAAGCACAGAAACUUCAUGGCGAUCAAAGAUUUUGGUUGACGACUACUUUGCUGUUGUGUGAAGCCUCGUUAGCUAAGGUCGACAAGAAUUCCACCAUGUUAAACACACCGUAUCCUCCAGCCAAAGACAGGGCAGGCGAUGUUUUAUUACGUGCAAGAAAUGUUUUCCGGGACCUGGCUGAAGACAACCCUAAUAAAGCUAAUUUGGCGGAAUACAUUGAGGCAGUCCUCGAAGCAAGGCUGGGUACUUUACUGUCUGAUUACGCUGUCAAUAAUCCUCAUUUGAGAAAGCAAGAGUAUUCCCAUAAGGACUUGAUUAUCGCCUGCAAGCAUCUGUCCCGUGCGGCGGAGAAACUAAGUUCACUGGGUCACAGACGAGAGGCUGUUAAGGUCAUGAUGAAACUUGUAGCCAUCAAGAGAGCCUUUGCUGAGGAUAGUAUCACCCCUGAGGAAAGACAAGACAACCUUCUCGAGGCGUUCGAUAUCCUGAAAGCAGCUGUGAGUCUAUCUAAUGCUGUAUUACAUGAUGUCCAGUCCAUUUCCAGUCUGUCAGAGCUCCGUAACCUGAACUUGCCUGUUCAGCGAGAGGCAGUGGACGCAAAGCUUGUCAUCUCAGAGCUAAUGGUUGACAUGUUGAAACUGUUUUCCAGUGAAGAUCGAGGAAAACGAGAAUUAGAGACACGGAAGGGGAAUAUCCAGAAGAUGAUAGACGACUACGUUGGUGUGGAGCUUUCGCCAACUGAGAAACAGAGAAAGUGGCGAGAAGUAACUGGAACUCUCGCCGAGGACACUUUGAUGCAGCUAUCUAUGGCGCAUGGCCUUACGGGUAACGUGGCAUAUCUCAGGGCUAAGGCACUUUACAUCCUCGGCCGCUGCUUGGGUGUACUAGCGGCGCACACGGCUCCUGAUUCAGAUACCCAGUGGAAGGAAUUAGAGGUACCGCACGAUGAAUCUGAAGUGGACAACGUAGCCAAGCCUCUAAACCCGGCCGUUGAAGAAUCGGCACCGGGUGACCAGGACACUGGCGAUAUUGAAAUCGAGGCUCCCCAGAAUCUAUCGAGGGAGUUUGUUAAACUCACCAAUCAAGCGCUUCAGCUAAAUGCUGAAUUUUCAACUUCUAAGAGAUAUCUUAGCCAAGCAGUGGAUUGUCUGUCACAGUGUGUACAGAUAGGACUUAAACACGGCUUCAAAGAUAUUGUCGGUAACGCAGCCCGUGAACUGAUGGAUUCUAUUGGCGCUCAUGAUCCACUCACCUCCUCGCAAUAUCUGGCGCUUUUUCAGAGUUGCCAUGCAUCUGAGGUUCUGGAAGGUGUGUUAAGGCGAGUUCAGCAGGACCCUUCUGUCUCUCGUCAGGCAGCUUUACUACACCAGAGAAAACUACUCGCUAACGUGGCGUUCUUGAGUGAUACGUCAUCGAGUAUUUUGGCCUCAAAUUCUAACCAUCUUGCCGACUGUGAGCCUUGGAGACGGUUAACAAUCACAAGAAGUCAUUUAGAACUGACUCGUGAGUUUUCAAGCUUGAAUACUCAGUUUGUUGUGCUCCAGCAUUCUCCCGAUAGAUGUUACCUUUACGGAGCUGUGCUGGAUAAGGGUCGAUCUCCUGUACCAAGUGGAAAAGCCAACAAACAAGCAUCAACUCUUCCCGUUCCUUCAAAGGCCAUGAUAACCCGCGCAGCUGUGAGUGCAGUGGAACUGGAGCAGCUCAUUGAAGAGUUCGGUCAGUUCAAAUCGGACACUGCUUCCGAACUCAUGAGACGAACCUACGUUAGACACCAGCAAGAGCAGAGGAGAAAGAUGUUGGCGAAGCUUGAGGACAACAGUCUACAGGCGGAGAGUCAGGAACAAUUGCCGAUUGAUUCCAGUCUCUUUGAAAAAGAAUCUCAGUUGGAGUCGCAUUUUAGGGACGUUGUGGCAGCAGUUGAAGCUUACCUGGACCCUAUCCUAACUAAACUUCAUCCAGCUUUAAAUCCAGACGCGGUUUCAGAGUCUGUUGUUUUGUUGGCUGAUGAGUGGCUGCUUCAGUUACCUCUGGAGGCUCUUAAGACUUUUGCUGUGCCUCAAAUUACCAGCAUAUCGCGUGACUUCUCUCUCCAGUUCCAUUAUCAUCGUGUGCACCCGGCCGAACGUUCAGAAAGUACAACUAAAGUCACUGGAAAAGGAGGCAAGAAACCUGACAAAGCAAAAUCCGAUAAGCCAUCUACAGCGAAAUCAGGACAAAAGAGUGAGAAAAAGGGGGGUAAAGAGGUUGGAGCUGGUAUUCCUAAAGAAGGUCCUGUGGUGGAUUUUAACGGAAUAAGAUACAUUGUCGACCCUUACAACGAGUGCAACGAGCAAGGUGAUGAUAACCCAAGUAAGGUAAUAAGUGAUAUCGUGGCUAAAUACAAGAAUUUUACAUCGAAGUGGAAUGGUAUAUCAGGCAGUGACCACCUUCCAAGUGUGGGUGAGUUUCAGCAUUUUCUGUCCGAAAGUACUGGCUUUAUCUUCUACGGCACCGAAAGAUAUCUGGGUUGUUUGCCUCCUAAUAUGCUGGCACCGAUAAAUGUGACAGACUGUCUCUUGGUUCUUCUGUUGGACUUGGUUCAGACAAGCCAAAGUUUUCUCAGGCAGGGAAAAGAUGAUGCUACUAAAGCUGUCGGUGAAUUAUGGCUGGAGCGUCCCUUGGAGACUGCAAUGUUGUUUUCUUUAGUAGGUGUGGCUGGAGUGGUGUCAAAUCAGUGGCACUGCCAGCUGUCUGACAACAAACAAAAACUUGAUACCUACCUAAAUGGCAUGUUAGAAGCAAGUAAAACAGUUGGACAGGCCGUGAGAGGCUUGGUACAGUUUCCCAAACUGCCUGAUACUGUUACGGAAACUGACGCUGCGUCUGAUCGAGGCUCGAAAUCAGGACGUCUUAACGAGAUAGAAACCACUAGUGACGAGCAAACAACUGUGGGAGAGGAAAGAACGGAUGGAAAAGAAGAGAUGAAUAGUCCAUCAUUCUCAAGACACUGGUUUAACACAGUGUUGUAUGGUACACCAACACUUCUACUGAAUCCGCCUAAAGGUUCGUAGAAGACGAGUCAAAAGCGGCGCCUAGCAACACUGGAGAAUUUUGCUUUUCAUUGCAGUGUAACUUAAAUAUGUUUUGCCAUAAAUGUCGCGUUCAUUAAGUAGAGCAAAAUCAUGUAGACUGCCGUUUUCGAAAUAAGAGACAUUUUGAAUUACAA
Stylophora pistillata is the source of this 8747-nucleotide messenger RNA. RefSeq names its product cilia- and flagella-associated protein 46. Gene Ontology annotation, biological process: axoneme assembly; cilium movement involved in cell motility. NCBI's taxonomy places the organism in Eukaryota, Metazoa, Cnidaria, Anthozoa, Scleractinia, Pocilloporidae. The record is from RefSeq and is a predicted model, not a curated record.